UUUGCUAUAUGCUCUUUUUCAUACAUCUCUUUCUGGGGACACCGCACUUAUUUCCUCCAUGGAAAUUACAAAAAACUCUAUUUUCAUCCCUUCGAUGCUCCUCCUUGCUCUUACGUUGGCCAGCUUCGUCGUCGCAGCCGCAGGAAUAGGAGUGUGUUAUGGAACUCUUGGUGACAAUUUACUGUCCUCUCAAGAAGUCAUAAACCUUUUCACUCAGAACAACAUUCCAAGCAUGCGGAUCUACAAUCAGAAUCCAUCGGCUCUCCAAGCCCUAGGAGGAUCCAACAUUGAGGUCCUCGUCGGCGUCGCGAACGAGGACCUACGAGUAAUCGGCUCGACCCCGGGCCAAGCAAAUGGAUGGGUCCAAGCCAACAUACUGAGCCAUGGCAACGUCAAGUUCAAGUACAUCGCAGUCGGCAAUGAGAUCCAGCCGUCCGACCCAGCCGCGAAUUCCCUUGUCGCCGCCAUGCGGAACAUCUGGACCGCAAUAACCAAUGCUGGCCUCGGCGACCAGAUCAAGGUCUCCACAUCGGUCGACUUCAACGUGCUCGAUGUGUCCUAUCCUCCGUCGGGCGGCACGUUCAAGUCGGACCGCAUGUGGCUUCUCGGCCCGAUCAUCAGCUUCUUAGUAGAGACCCAAGCCCCUCUGCUAGUUAACACGUACCCUUAUUUUAGCCACGUCUCCGACCCGCAAAGCGUGCCACUUGACUAUGCCCUAUUCAGGUCCCCCUCGGUCGUGGUACAGGACGGGUCAUCGGGUUACCAGAAUCUAUUUGAUGCGAUGUUGGAUGCAGUCUAUUCCGCGCUUGAGAAGGCCGAUGGCGGGUCGGUGAGAGUCGUGGUCUCGGAGACCGGGUGGCCCUCCGACGGAGGGGCGGCGACUUCGGUGGACAACGCGAGGACUUACAGCACGAAUCUGGUCAGUCACGUGAAGGGACGGACCCCGAAGAGACCCGACCAGCCGAUCGAAACGUACAUCUUUGCCAUGUUCGAUGAGAAUCAGAAGAGCCCGGAUCUCGAGAAAUUUUGGGGGCUCUUCCAUCCGGACAAGCAGCCCAAGUAUCCGAUCACUCUCAACUAAGACGAUCUUGUUGUAAUAAGGGGGUGAACUCCGACAUAAAACAUGUUUAGCUUCCGUAUACGAAAGCAAAAGGGAAAGUUACUUCUGUAAUUACUCCCUAUCUAUUUACGUAAGUCAAUACGCUCGUGAAGGACUUCGUACCUUCAUGUCUUUCUUUUCUUUUUUUGUUAGUUCAUUGUCUUUAAUUACCUUCGUACUGCAGUCCAAUGGCAUUUUGAGUCGA
This is a messenger RNA of Eucalyptus grandis, 1304 nucleotides long. RefSeq names its product glucan endo-1,3-beta-glucosidase, basic isoform-like. Lineage: Eukaryota; Viridiplantae; Streptophyta; Magnoliopsida; Myrtales; Myrtaceae. The coding region runs from base 59 to 1081 and encodes 340 amino acids. The transcript has 2 exons. Gene Ontology annotation, cellular component: cell wall; plasma membrane. Gene Ontology annotation, molecular function: hydrolase activity, hydrolyzing O-glycosyl compounds. The record is from RefSeq and is a predicted model, not a curated record. Gene Ontology annotation, biological process: carbohydrate metabolic process.